AUGGCGGACGCAACCUUGGGGCGCUCCCAAGGGCGUCUUCGCCCGCCCGUGGCCGAGGGGGGAAUCCGCGUAAGCGGAGACCCGGACGAGCCCCAGGAGGGGCUCCGACUCGGGGAGCGCGAGAGAAAAGCCUCUUUCUUGACCGAAUGUCCCUUUAUCCACCCAUCCCGAGCUCGCUUGCUGCAGUUCCAGGGAGGCGUGUGGUCGUUGAGCACAGUCCUGUGUGAUGCCUUGAUGACAAUGGAUGUGAUGCUGUGCACAGCCUCCAUUUUCAAUCUCUGUGCAAUCAGCGUGGAUCGGUUCAUUGCUGUCUCCAUUCCAUUGAACUACAACCGGCGGCAAAUUGACCUGCGGCAGCUGAUCCUCAUCUCCACCACUUGGAUCCUGGCUUUUGCUGUGGCUUCCCCGGUCAUCUUUGGCCUCAACAAUGUUCCCAACCGGGACCCUACUUUGUGUCAGUUGGAAGAUAACAACUAUGUUGUGUAUUCCUCCAUUUGUUCUUUCUUCAUUCCUUGUCCUGUCAUGCUGGUCCUCUACUGCGCCAUGUUCCAUGGACUCAGGCGCUGGGAGGAGGCCCGAAGGGCCAAGCUGAAGAGCAGCAUUUACUUGGGCAGCAGGAAGCUGUAUUAUCCACCUCCCGUCAUUGAGAGGAACCAGACUGAGAUUAAGUUGGAGGAACAUAACCUGUACGCACACUCUGAGUGUGCUUUUCCCAGGGACUAUGUGAACAAUGGCAUUCAGACUGUGUCCUACCCACACCUCAGGUUUCCGCCACCUGCAGGACUCAAAAGAAAAAGAGCUAAAAUCAAUGGCCGGGAAAGAAAGGCGAUGAAGGUGCUGCCAGUUGUGGUUGGUGCUUUCCUCUUCUGCUGGACGCCUUUCUUUGUGGUCCAUAUCACCAGAGCUCUUUGUGAUACCUGCAUCAUUCCUGGCGAAGUCACCAGUAUUGUCACAUGGCUGGGCUAUGUCAACAGUGCUCUCAACCCUAUCAUCUACACGAUCUUCAACACCGAGUUCAGGAACUACUUCCGCAAAGUUUUGCACAUCUUUUGCUAA
Molecule: messenger RNA, 1056 nt
Organism: Gekko japonicus
Lineage: Eukaryota; Metazoa; Chordata; Lepidosauria; Squamata; Gekkonidae
Gene: DRD4
Product: dopamine receptor D4
Exons: 5
Coding region: 1-1056 (351 amino acids)
Biological process (GO): adenylate cyclase-activating adrenergic receptor signaling pathway; adenylate cyclase-inhibiting dopamine receptor signaling pathway
Cellular component (GO): plasma membrane
Molecular function (GO): dopamine neurotransmitter receptor activity, coupled via Gi/Go; G protein-coupled receptor activity
Source: RefSeq, a predicted model, not a curated record